GACAUAGAGAGGAGAGAGCAAAAAACACACCACAGAACAAGGAAUAUAUUAAUUGUGUGUAAUAAUUCUCUUCUUCUCCACAUGACUAAUUACUUAGAAAUUACUCUUUAGAAAGAAGGGAGAAAAAUCUGGAAUUUGCCCUUCCUGUUUAGCCAGGAAGUCUAACGAGAAGCUAGUCUCUUGUACUAGGCAUUAAAUAACCCCUAUUUUCAUAAACUUGUUGAAAAUUAGUCGGUUGCAUUAAGGAGCAAGAUGUUCGAAGAUUCAUACGGUUCCAUGUGAAAGUGUGGUUGCUUUACCAAUCCAGGAAUGAGAGGCAAAGGUUCAUAAAAGCUGUGAAUAGGUUUCUGCUUUCCUUAACAAUUCCUAUUAACAUAAAUAGUGUUGUGUGUGAACAGUUGAUUUCACUAUCUAUUUUUCCUGAAAUGGCCUUGUCAAAGCCUGAUCCUACCCCAGAAUUUGUUGAUAUAGAAGAAUCCUAUCUUUGCAUUUCUUGCAAAAAUGUUUUAAAGAAUGCUAUGAUGACACGAUGUGGCCACCGCAUCUGUAUGGAAUGUGCUGACAAUUUGUUGAAAAUUGUGGACAGUGUACCAUGUCCUGCAAAUGAGGAAGAUUGUGUUACUUUGAGAAAAUUUGAGCUCCAUGAAGACUUCAGUGCAAGAAGAUACAUCAACCACCAACUUGUAUAUUGUUAUAAUAAAUGUUAUGGCUGUCCUGUAAAAAUGUUGUACAAAGAUUUAUCGGAUCAUUCCAAACACCUGAAUAAUUGCGAAUACUGGCAGAAAAAAUGUAGCAACACAGGUUGUACAUGGACAGGUUGUUUACAGGAGAAAGAGCAACAUAUUGAGACGUGCCCGUUUCAGAUAAUUAAAUGUGAAGAUUGUGACUCGUCAAUACGGAGAAGUGACAAAACAUCACAUGCUGAGGAAUGUCUAAAUAAGAUGGUGUCGUGUGAUUAUUGCCAAAAGGAGUGUGUUCAAUCCCAGUUGUCUGCUCAUUGGAAAGAAUGUGCUGAAGUACCAAAAGACUGUUUAUUUAAGAAUUUUGGAUGUAAAUUCACAGGCAAUGAAACAGAAAUGAAGGAACACCAAAAUGGCAGCUGUAACACCCAUCUUGAAAUGAUGGCCCGACAUAUAACCGAAAUGGAUACCACCAUUACGAAUCUUAGCCAAGAUAUAAAAGUUCAUAAUUCUGAUUAUUCCCGUACUUGUCAGCGUCUGGAAAACUUAGACAAAGUGAUGGCUCGGACAGAAGAAGAUAUAAAAUCUGUAGAAUUCAAAUUCUCUUCUAUAGAAACUGAGUUUCAAAAAUAUUCUAACACAAACUUUGAAAAUAAGAAAAAAUUUGUGAAUUUGACAGAAAAGUUAAUAGUAUUGGAUCAAGAUUUACAACGACUGAAAGAAGGAACUGACAAACAAGUACAAAUUCUAAAAAGUAAAGAAUCCAUAACUGACAUGACCACAAUCCAAAACCUUAGUACUCUUAUUGAUCAACUCCUGACCCAAGUCACAUCAAUCGAUCGACAAAUUGGUCUCCACGACAUGAGAAUUGAAGAAAUGAAUUCCAAGUUGACUUCAGUGACACAUCCAAAUUACGACGCUGAAGUCCUCAUGAAAAUUAGCAACUAUUCCCGAUGGAAAUCAGCACUGAAAACAUCAAAGACCUCUUUCAUAUAUAGUGAGCCAUUUUAUAGUAGUAAGUAUGGUUAUAAAAUGUGUGCCAAAGUCUAUCUAAAUGGUGAUGGAAUAGGGAAAGGAACACAUCUAUCUUUUUAUUUCACAAUAAUGAAAGGAGAAUACGACAACAUCCUUACAUGGCCUUUCAAGCACAAAGUUACGCUUACUGUACUUGAUCAAUUUGGUGGAGAUAAAAAUUAUAGUGACAGAUUCCUACCUGAUCCAAACAGCAAAAGCUUUCAUAAACCAUCAAGUGACUAUAACAUAGCAACUGGUUGUCCUGACUUUAUUCCACAGACAGAAGUUGAGUCUUAUCCCUUCAUGAAAGAUGACACUAUUUUCCUAAAGGCCUCCGUCGACACGACUAAUCUUCGCUAGCAAACGGCUUCGACAUCUUGCUAGACAGACAAACGAAGUUCUUUAUUGUUCGGAGUGCAGCAAAGAGAAAAAAAAAAACAGAAAAAAAUCCUUUGAUAGCAAGCAAGCAAAACGAAUGUCUCUCUUAACGAGACCGCUAUUCUUCACUGCUUUCGGUUUAUUUAUUUUUUUUUUUCCUCCUAAAUUUUUUUUUUUUUGGUUUGUUUUUCAACUAUCACAUGUUAUUUAACUGAAACUACUCGUAAUAAUAUAUUUUGCCGUAUUACUAUACAAAACUAAUUAAAAUACCUCCAUAAUUACGUCAUCAACUAAUUAAUUAAAACCCCCCGCCCCCACCCCUCUAAUCUCUAACACUGGGACAUUCACAGCUUCUGGAAUAAAACCUUAACACUUUU
This is a messenger RNA of Octopus sinensis (East Asian common octopus), 2449 nucleotides long. RefSeq names its product TNF receptor-associated factor 3. The record is from RefSeq and is a predicted model, not a curated record. The transcript has 9 exons. NCBI's taxonomy places the organism in Eukaryota, Metazoa, Mollusca, Cephalopoda, Octopoda, Octopodidae. Gene Ontology annotation, cellular component: plasma membrane signaling receptor complex. Gene Ontology annotation, molecular function: protein binding; zinc ion binding. Gene Ontology annotation, biological process: positive regulation of JNK cascade; signal transduction; regulation of apoptotic process. Bases 426 to 2054 code for a protein of 542 amino acids.